CCACUACGGGCUCACCAUAGCCCGUGCUACUUGGAAGGUUUAGUUCCCAGUAUCUGAAUCUUAAACAACAACGAGUGGUGUCCAGCGCUUCUCUAAGGCAGUGCUCCACGAGCCAUCGUCAUAGUAUCACUGAUUCCCAGGUGAAUAUAUAUAGUUCUCGCACUGAUUUGCGGGUCUGCGUUCAAUCCCCGAUCGUCCAGGGGGUUGGGCACCAUUCCUUCUUCCCCCUUACGUCCCUGUUGUUGUUGUUGUUAUAGAUUCAGCUACUCGGAACACGUUCCAAGCAGCACGGGCUAUGGCGAGCCCGUAACUUACCUGGCACAGGAGCGGGGCAAGUAGCACGGGCUAUGGUGAGCCCGUAUACGUCCACUUCACCUCAUUACAAAUGCGAAGUCACAAGGUCGGAUCUCUCAGAACUUCACAAGACUCCAGGACUCGCUAGACGAUUGCUGAAGAUUAAGCCACCCAAGAGGCGGCACGGGCAUGAAUAGCCCGUAAGACUCGCUAGACCAUCCACCUGGCCAUGCUAGCUCAUCCAUCUGGUCACCCUAGGUCAUCCAGCUGGUCUUCAUAGCUCACCCACCUGGCCACACGUCCCCUCGACCAGCUGGCCUCAUAGGUGGCCUGACAUCUGCUGGCCAGUCAUGCAGGCUCCUGUGGUGGUAGUGGUGGUGGUGGUGGCGCUGCUGGACCUCGGGUCUUCAGGGGCGUCUCAGGAUACCUACACGACCUCCCACCCCGAAGGAGAACCCGGACGUAGGUUAUGCGGCUGGAGACUGGCCAACAAGCUGAAUAGGGUGUGCAAAGGUGUCUACAACAAUCCCCGAUCUACCAAUAACUAUCUCUACUACAGAGGCAGGCGAGUUGAUGAGAGACGGACGCCAGAGCAGCCGGCCAACGAGCUGUUGGAUGUGUUGCCGGAUGAGUUGGUGGAUAUGAGGGGUCCACGUCUUCGCCUCCCCCAGCCUACAGUCCCGGGCCCUCCCUACGUCUCUAGGGGCCCUGCCUACGUCUCCAGGGACCCUGCCUACGUCUCUAGGGGCCCUCCUUACGUCUCCAGGGGCCCUCAUCCUCCUCCUCCGCCAGGUGAGCAGGACUCAGGGGCCCAGCGAGCUUUCUUGACGCUGAAGGAGGCGGCCCAAAUGCUUAAGACUCAGCCCCGCCACAAGAGGGGACUAUCGGCCGAGUGUUGUCAAAAGGUGUGUACGGUGUCAGAGCUGGUCGGCUACUGCUACUGACAUCACCUUCCGCCUUCUGACAUCACCUUCUGUGUUUAUAUACUUCAAUCACUGCAUAAUAUGUUUAGCAGAUCUGUUUAACCUUGUCCCCCCUGAGGACAGAAGAAAAUGUGUACCAUGCUGGUUAGCACUGUAAAUAUGUGGCCACGUCUGGGGUAGAAAAAUAAUAAUGAUGGGAAUUCUACAUUAUAUUGUCCGUAGCGUGAACUGUGGUCAGCAUUAUAUCAUCAGCAACACCCUUGAGUACUCUUGCACUCAGCACCUGCUGCCAAGGUGCCAUUAGUUGCACUCAGCACCUGCUGCCAAGGUGCCAUUACUAGGCAUCCAUCGGUCUCAGGAGACUAUGGAGUUGCGCUCUGGUGUCGGCCUGGUCUGGAGUGGUCUCACCAGGGCGCAAAGCCAGGGUAGGUUGAUUCGGGGGAGAAGCUGUUACCCAUGCAGCAGGUCCCCCCCCCCU
Messenger RNA from Procambarus clarkii (red swamp crayfish), 1695 nucleotides. RefSeq lists its product as uncharacterized. Gene Ontology annotation, molecular function: hormone activity. Lineage: Eukaryota; Metazoa; Arthropoda; Malacostraca; Decapoda; Cambaridae. Gene Ontology annotation, cellular component: extracellular region. The record is from RefSeq and is a predicted model, not a curated record.